Protobothrops mucrosquamatus (brown spotted pit viper) is the source of this 2494-nucleotide messenger RNA. RefSeq names its product leucine rich repeat containing 49 (gene LRRC49). NCBI's taxonomy places the organism in Eukaryota, Metazoa, Chordata, Lepidosauria, Squamata, Viperidae. Gene Ontology annotation, molecular function: protein binding. The record is from RefSeq and is a predicted model, not a curated record. The transcript has 17 exons. The coding region runs from base 1 to 2235 and encodes 744 amino acids.
AUGGUGCCCAGCAAAUGCCGGCCCGCCGGGGUAGGAAGGCCGGGCCACACCGUCUCGGCCAACAAUUACGGAGUUCAGCUGGUUCUUCAAAGUACGUCGUCGGCAGAAAGAACCAGAGCUCUGGAGCUGAGAUUGCACAAAGAACAGCCCUAUCUCCACAACCGGUUCUUGCAGCAUGACCUUGAAAAAAACCACCCCGGAAAACUAGAUGGAAGAUUAAGUCCUUUGUCACGCAGUAAAAAAGUCUGCAUCCCCAUCGCAGCUAAUUUUGCAGAUAUCCCUAGUUUGGAAGUGAAAUACGGGCCGGGUUCUCUCACCGUCUGUGGAGACGGCUCUUUUCCGAACCCUUUGAAGUACCGAAUUCAGCAGGACUGCCAUAAUGUCAGUGCAAAUAGCCCAGAUAUUUAUAGGGACACAGGAUUUCCUUUGGUGUACCGCUCGGCAGAAGAGAAAAUCCAGCUUUCGGACCGGAUGACCCUCGAAAGGCAGAAGCUGACCGUUUGCCCCAUCAUUGACGGGGAGGAGCACCUUCGGCUCCUGAGCUUCCAGCACAACUUCAUCACUCGAAUCCAGAACAUCUCCAACUUGCAGCACCUGAUCUUCUUAGACUUGUACGAUAACCAGAUCGAAGAAAUCAGCGGCCUUUCGACCCUGAGGUGUCUCCGGGUCCUGUCGCUGGGAAAUAACAGAAUAAGGAGGAUUUCAAACCUGGAUAAUCUUGUAAACCUUGAUGUCUUGGAUCUUCAUGGCAAUCAGAUUUCCCUCAUAGAAAACCUGAAUCACUUACGAGAUCUCCGAAUGUUGAACCUGGCGCGAAAUUGCUUGACCCACGUCGGAAACCUCAGCGGCCUGGAUUCGUUGCUGGAGCUCAACCUCCGCUACAAUAAGAUCAGAUCGGUGAAAGAUGUGGACAGCCUGCCCAGCCUGCAGCGUCUCUUCCUCAGCUUCAACAACGUCUCUUGCGUGGAAGACAUCCUGUGCCUGGCAGACUCGGCCUCUAUUUCAGAACUCACCCUAGAUGGCAACCCCAUAGCGCAGGAGGCAUGUUACAAGCCGACCAUUCUCCAUCGUAUGAUGCAGCUCCGACAGCUGGAUAUGAAAAAAAUCACAGAAGAAGAACGGCGCCUGGCAUCCGUUGCCCUACGAAAAGAGGAAGAGAAGAGGCGUGAAAGUCACAGGCAGACUUUGUUAAAGGAGAAGAAACGGUUAACCAUCUGCAACAUCGCCCAUCACUGGGAAAUCCAGCAGAACCGUCUCGUCCUGAAGGUUUCGAACCAGGAGCCGGUCCAAGGCGAGGAGCCCUGUCAGAACAACAGGAAUGCGGCUUGUGAAUUUCCCGAGGAGGGCAGGUCUCUGGAGACCCUUUUAGGCAAAGUUGUGCCAGGUCUGGAGUCUCACCUGGUGGAAAUAGACGGCGAUACCCUCUGCCUGUACGGUUCCGGAGCUCUGGAAUCCCUGGACCGGAAUUGGAGCGUUCAGACGACUGGAAACAUCGCUACCAUCUCUUUUAUUUUCAUAGACUUUGAUGAAAUUAUCCCAGUGCUAUCGAAACUGAAGAUCAAGUUCCCCAAUUUUCUGCACUUGAAGUUCAAGGAGACCAACCUGACGAUGUUGCAGCAGUUCAACGCCUUAGCUCACCUGCGUCGGCUCGAGCAGUUAACAGUUGAGACUCAGGGAAACCCGGUGGUUACCUUCACCUUGUGGAAGUUCUACGUUCUGUUCAGGCUGAACCAUUUUAACCUGCAAAAGAUCAACGGGUUAGAGGUUACCCAGAACGACGUGAUCAUGGCUGAAAGACUGUUUGGGAUCUUGGCCUACGUGGCAUCUUCCAACAUGCCCCACUACCGGCUGAUCUCGCUGCUGGGAGAUUGCAGGAAGAAACAAUUGUGUUUUCUUUUGGAGGCCAAAGGAAAGAAAUUCGGGACCGCAGGUGACAAUGGCAACAACCGCCGGAAGCUUGAAGGAGAAAACAGCACCCGAUCCACGCUGACUUAUAUUUCAGGGGGUUUACAGACAGAAAAGCAGGAGGAACUGAAGGAGAAGAAGAACUUCUGCCAAAGCUACAUCCAAGAGUUGGUGAAGGAAGCCGCCGACAUCCACAUGAAAUACGAGUCCUUGCAGAAGUUCUGGCCUCAGAUGUUCGUCGAGCUGGUCCGGGACGCCGUGAUCGAGAUGCACCACAAGGAUUCCUACCGGAGGCACUGCUUGCAAGGCCUGGCUGAGCAAAAACUGUGACUUCACACCUGUCAGUAUUCCUCAGCUGGGUUUUUUCUUGUUCCCACCAAGGCCCCCAGCGGUCUCUAUCGUGGCCAUCCUUCUGAGACCCUUUUGAACGCCUUGUCUUGAAAAAGCCUCAUUUUCCUAGCAAAAUACUCUCUUCCUACUUUUACAUGAGAUGGCUUUUAUUUAUUUAUUUUUUUGUUUUGUUUUCCCACAUUCUAAUGUACAUGAGCAUUGGCUCAAUACGGAGAUAGGCAGACCACGCAAUUUUAUU